AUGGUCAACUUCGAGCUAUUCACCUCAAUCCGCUAUGAUCCUGUUCUUCUCGAGGCGCAAAGCCUAAAAAGCCUAAGUAUAAAUGACUGGAACAGGAGAACAGCCUCCCCAUGGUACAUGCUGGACUACCACCGCGACCGCAUGCUGAGGGCAGCCACGCACUUCGGCUGGGAGCGCGCGAUUGCCAAGAUCGAGGGCCCUGAAGGUCUCAACGCACUUGAGCAUUUCCUCAGUCGCGUCACUCAAGAAGCCGGCCUGAGACCCCAUCGCGUCAAGAUCUUGUUGUACGAGGAUGGCAAAUUGGACCUCCAAUACAGUCCCAUUCCACAGAAGAAUCUAGGAGCUCUGUUUCCAAGUCAUCUCCCGGCACUAGGAUCAGAUACGAACGAUAGUGUUGACACGGGAAACUCCCAGGAGUCGACCCCGCCUAGAGAGCUUACGUAUGAUAUUCUGAUAGACAGCGAUGCUACAUCGCCCAGUGAGUUUACUCACUACAAGACGACCAGCCGGGAAAUGUACGACGAUGCAAGGAGACGGCAUCAGCUCAGCUUGACGGAUCUCAAGGAGGUCUUACUAGUCAAUUCGAACGACGGCUCGAUUAUGGAAGGCAGUUUUACGACGCCGUAUUUCUGGCGCAACGGCAGAUGGGUUACGCCGCCGGUCUCCAAGGAGUUUCGGGAGGGUCGAGGAAGCGGUGGAAACGACGGGACCUCGAGGAGGUGGGCACUUGAAAGGGGUAUAGCCGUUGAGGAGACUGUUCAUGCUGAUAGUCUUCAGAACGACGAACAAGUUUGGUUGAGCACUGGUGUACGAGGUUUUGUAUUUGGAAGAAUCAAACGCUAG
Molecule: messenger RNA, 843 nt
Organism: Truncatella angustata
Lineage: Eukaryota; Fungi; Ascomycota; Sordariomycetes; Amphisphaeriales; Sporocadaceae
Product: aminotransferase
Exons: 2
Coding region: 1-843 (280 amino acids)
Molecular function (GO): catalytic activity
Source: RefSeq, a predicted model, not a curated record